Messenger RNA from Stegastes partitus (bicolor damselfish), 1016 nucleotides. It is a transcript of the gene airim, whose product is annotated as AFG2 interacting ribosome maturation factor. Bases 163 to 765 code for a protein of 200 amino acids. The transcript has 4 exons. The record is from RefSeq and is a predicted model, not a curated record. Gene Ontology annotation, cellular component: cytoplasm; nucleus. Lineage: Eukaryota; Metazoa; Chordata; Actinopteri; Pomacentridae.
AUGCCUACAACAGCGAGGGGAUUAAUUUUAUGAAGGGAUUCUUGAUGGGAACCUCAUUAAAAUAGUAUUUUACGCCAGAACCUAAGGGAAACGAACUGGAAACGUGUGCUGGUUUAUUUUACAUCCGCAGCUUUUCUCUUUGCUCUAUAAUCGGCUCCUGAAAUGUCCAAACCUGCAGUAAUUUCCCUCCAUCAGGCGCUGAGGAGAAGCUUCGUGUGUCUGGAGAACAGUCAGAAGGUGUGGAGGAGUGUGUUGUUGGAGUGCGGUCCGCUCAUGGAGUCUCUGGGGAAUCUGGCCGAGCAGUCAGCAGCGCUGUCCAGCGUCCAGAUCUCCAACACGCCGCUCAGAGACUUCCCUGAACUGGAGGAUCGGCUGCGUUUCAAACUGUCUCAGGCCACAGACACGGUCCUGAGCAAACUCAACGACAAGAUGUCCUCUCUGCAGUCGGUCAGAGACUCCGUCAGUAAUCAGCUGUCUGCGGUCCAGCAGCAGUUUGAACAGAACUCAGACAGUCUGGAUGUGAUCGAUGUAACCGAGCGAUCGGCCGCAACGCCGUCAGUCGCUGAUAUGAUGGAGUGGCUUCAGGACGCAGAGCGCCACUAUCGGCAGCAAUUCCUGAGGAGGAAAACUCUGCUGCAGACGCUGAGAGUCGACGACUUCUCCCUUCUGGAAUCUGCCCCCAAGAGAUGGAAGUCACUGGACAGCGCAGAGGAUCCCGUCACAGAUACACUUUGCAAAGUUUCCUUCUUCAUGGAGUCGCAGUGAGGACGGCUGAAGGGACGCUUAACCGUGAACCUGAAAGCAAACCGACUGAACUUAUGUAACUGGGAUGGACGCUCAGAUGUCUGGGCGAGGACCAGAGUCUUCUUCAGCCACACAAACCGCCUGCAGAUGGGGAUUAUCUGCAUGAACCGGACUGUGCAUGAAGACGAAUGGAAAGGACAUCGUUUCACAUUUGAACUUUUUCACAUUUGCAAAUUUUUGCUGCCGUAAAAUAAAUACAAACUCCAGAAAAA